Molecule: messenger RNA, 1421 nt
Organism: Sinocyclocheilus rhinocerous
Lineage: Eukaryota; Metazoa; Chordata; Actinopteri; Cypriniformes; Cyprinidae
Gene: dcxr
Product: dicarbonyl/L-xylulose reductase
Exons: 9
Coding region: 163-897 (244 amino acids)
Biological process (GO): glucose metabolic process; xylulose metabolic process
Molecular function (GO): carbonyl reductase (NADPH) activity; L-xylulose reductase (NADPH) activity
Source: RefSeq, a predicted model, not a curated record
UGACAAGUACAGACACUCUGCUGACAGUUCGGCUUUCCUGUCCAGAGUGAACUUCGCUCAGUCAGACACACAUCAGACUGAAACUGAGUGUUUGCACCGUGACGCCAAACGGACUGCUUCACGGCUGAUUGUGUGGCUGAACUUGGGCUGCAUAAAGAAAGUAUGGAGAUAACAUUUAGCGGAAAGCGUGCUUUGGUGACUGGAGCUGGCAAAGGGAUCGGACGGGCCACGGCACUGGCUCUGGCACGCUGUGGGUCAGAGGUCACGGCUGUCACACGCACUAAGGCUGACCUGGAUAACCUAGUGCAGGAGUGUCCCUCCGUUAAGCCGGUAUGCGUGGACCUGUCAGACUGGGAUGCCACAGAGCAGGCGCUGAAAGACGUCGGUCCGGUGGACCUCCUGGUGAACAAUGCAGCCUGCGCUAAACUUCAGCCCUUCCUGGAAGUCACGCCAGAUCAGUUUGACAUGUCUUUCAACGUCAACGUGAAAGCUGCACUUCAUGUUGCUCAAAUCGUGGCUAGAGGAAUGAAGGCCAGGGGAAGUGGAGGAUCCAUUGUGAACAUCUCGAGUCAAGCAUCACAGUGUGCCCUGAAAGAUCACGCCGUAUACUGUGCCACUAAAGGAGCGCUGGACAUGCUGACCAGAGUGAUGGCGCUGGAGUUAGGGCCGUAUCAGAUCAGAGUAAACUCCGUGAACCCGACCGUAGUGAUGACAGAGAUGGGAAAGAUUGGAUGGAGUGACCCAGAAAAAGCCAAAAGCAUGACGUCACGCAUCCCACUGGGGAAGUUUGCAGAAGUGGAGGAUGUGGUGAACUCCAUCCUCUUCCUCCUCAGCGAUAAGAGCGCCAUGACCAACGGCGUGAUCCUGCCCGUGGAUGGAGGUUUUCUGGCUUGCUAAGAACAAACAUCAUCAGGCACAGGUGAAUGAGGUGGAAUGGAUGCCUUUUACCUGUUACAACUUAUAACAAGUCAUAUUCAUAUCUGUUCUUCACACAAAGCUAUCGUAUGGCUUGGAUUACAGAGCAUCUGCUUCCUUUUUUGAGUUUUCCUUGUAUGGAAAAGAGCAGUGUGAACAUUCUGCUGAAUAUCUCCUUUUGUGUUACACAAAAUAGACAUUCCACUUUGGAAGUUUGAGUGUGAGUAAAUGAUAACAGAAAUUCUAUUUUUGUGUGAACUGUUCCUUUAGACAAGCUUAAUGCAUAAUGAGCAGGACAUUAAACUGAACUGAAGCAUUUAACAGCUGUUGCUCUAAUGGCCUCAUGUGAGAGCGUGAAGGUCUCUGCUUCUAGCCACUUCCAGUUGCCUUGACAAUACAGUAGAUAUUAUGCCCUGUAGUAUCAUGUACAGCCGGUAGAGAUCGGCUUUCACACCGCUGUUAUUUUAGUAUCAUUGAUAUACUACUAUAAUUUGUAUUCAUAUUUU